Messenger RNA from Tarenaya hassleriana, 2331 nucleotides. Its product is annotated as putative disease resistance protein At4g11170. The transcript is spliced from 4 exons. Gene Ontology annotation, biological process: defense response; signal transduction. Lineage: Eukaryota; Viridiplantae; Streptophyta; Magnoliopsida; Brassicales; Cleomaceae. Gene Ontology annotation, molecular function: ATP hydrolysis activity; ADP binding. Bases 4 to 2331 code for a protein of 775 amino acids. The record is from RefSeq and is a predicted model, not a curated record.
CUCAUGGCUUCUUCUUCUUCUUCUUCUAGCCACAAGAAAUACCAUGUGUUCCCGAGCUUCCAUGGCAAAGAUGUCCGCAGAACGUUUCUCAGCCAUUUUCUCAGGGAGCUCGAACGUAACGGGAUCGAGACAUUCAAAGAUCACGAGAUCGAGAGAAGUGAAACGAUCGGACCAGAGCUUGCACGGGCCAUCAGAGAAUCAAGGAUCUACGUCGUCGUGCUCUCCAAGAGCUACCCGUCUUCGAGCUGGUGCUUGAACGAGUUGUUGGAGAUCAUGAAGUGCCGCAAAGCCGAGGCCCGAUCAGUGAUGACGAUUUUCUACGACGUUUAUCCAUCUGACGUGAGGAAACAGCUCGGCGACUUUGGAAGAGCCUUUGAGGAAACUUGCUUCGGUAGAACGAAAAGCGAGAAAGAACGAUGGAGGCGUGCCUUGAACGAUGCGGCGGGAAUAGCCGGAUAUGAUUCUCAUCAAUGGGACAAUGAAGCUCACAUGAUCGAGAAGAUUGUCGCAGAUAUUUCGAACAAACUGAACUUCACGCCUUCAAAAGAUUUCGAAAACAUAGUCGGAAUCGACGCUCAUAUCGCAAGCUUGAGUUCGUUGUUAUGUUCGAGAACCGAAGAAGCGGUCGUAGUGGGGAUAUGGGGUCCUGCCGGCAUCGGUAAGACCACCAUUGCUAGAGCUUUAUACAACCGAAUCCGUGGAAACUUCCAAAGAAGUUGUUUUAUGGAGGAUGUCAAGGCAAGUAACAAACUUGACAGUUAUUGUUCAAAGUUGAAUUUUCAGAGAAAGCUUCUAUCGCAGAUUUUAGAUCAAGAGAACGUAAGGGUCGAUCAUUUAGGUGCGGUAAGGGAGAGACUAGAGAAUCAAAACGCUUUGAUCGUUCUUGACGACGUCGAUGACAUAGAACAACUAAGUACAUUGGCGAAUCACGCUCGGUGGUUUGGUUCCGGAAGUAGAAUUAUCGUGACUACGAGGGAUAGAAGACUCUUGAGAAAGCACGGGAUUACUCGAAUGUAUGAGGUGGAAUUUCCGUCUAGAGAUGAAGCUCUUCAGAUCUUCUGCCGAUAUGCUUUUGGAAAAAACUCUCCUCCGAGUGGAUUUCGGAACCUUGCGGCUGAAGUUGUAAGUCUCGCCGGUCAUCUUCCCUUAGGGCUGAAGGUUUUGGGUUCGUUUUCGCGAGGAAUGGAUGAAAGUGAAUGGAUGCAAACAAUCCCUAUUCUAAGAACCAGACUAGAUGGGGAGAUCGAGAAGUCGUUACGAAUCAGUUAUGAUGGCUUGAACGAUGAUGAUAAGGCUACAUUUCUUCAUAUUGCUUGUUUAUUCAACGGUGAGAACGUUGAUCGCGUGGUUCAGUUGCUUGCUCAUAGCGGCUUACAUGUCGAUCUCGGGCUUAAAGUCCUUUCCGAGAGGUCCCUCAUACAUAUAUCCACGGAUAUCAAUAGGCGAAUAUCGAUGCACGAUUUGGUACAACAAUUAGGUAGAGAAAUAGUCCGGAAACAAUCUAUUCUGGAGCCGGGAAAACGUCAAUUCUUGGUAGAUGCAGACGAGAUAUGCGAUGUACUCACUGAUAAUUCAGGCACGGAAACUGUUUUAGGCAUAUCUUUAGAUAUGUCGAAAAUCGACAACUUGUACGUGGAUGGGGGUUUGUUCGAAAAGAUGAUCAAUCUACGAUUUCUAAGAUUCUUUAUGAAUCCGAUCAAUAAUAAAAACGUCGGGAUGCGCUUACUGAAAGGAUUGGAUUACCUUCCACGCAAGCUAAGAUUGUUACAGUGGGAUGCUUGCCCGAUCAGACGUAUGCCUCGUAGAUUUCGUCCGGAGUUUCUCGUCGAGCUCACCUUACGGCAAAGCAAGCUCGAAAAGCUGUGGGACGGGAUUCAACCGCUAAAGAAUCUAAAGAAGAUGGAUUUGAGCAGAUCCGAGAACCUGAGGCGAAUCCCGGAUCUCUCGGAGGCGAAAGAACUCGAGAGAUUGGAUCUCAGUUACUGUGCAAGUCUGGUCGUGCUCCCUUCUUCGAUAAAGAACCUCAACAAGUUGAAGGUGUUGCGCAUGGAUUUCUGUCGGAAGUUAACGACUCUCCCGGCAAAUAUGGACUUGGAAUGUCUCGAGAUCUUGUAUUUGGGCGGGUGCUCGCGGUUGAAAACCUUUCCCGAGGUUUCCACCAACAUAACGUACCUUUGUCUGGACGACACUGCGAUAGAGGAAGUGCCUUCAUCUAUCCGGUCGUGGUCUCGUCUGGAUUCGUUGGUGUUAUCAAACUGCAAAAAUCUCAGGACAUUUCCGUACGUUCCAUCCACUGUUACAUAUUUUGAUUAUAGCAACACGAGAAUAUAG